Messenger RNA from Motacilla alba alba, 3700 nucleotides. RefSeq names its product 5'-nucleotidase, cytosolic IIIA (gene NT5C3A). The record is from RefSeq and is a predicted model, not a curated record. Gene Ontology annotation, cellular component: cytoplasm. Lineage: Eukaryota; Metazoa; Chordata; Aves; Passeriformes; Motacillidae. The coding region runs from base 1760 to 2719 and encodes 319 amino acids. The transcript is spliced from 10 exons. Gene Ontology annotation, molecular function: 5'-nucleotidase activity; magnesium ion binding.
AGCUUUCUUUAGAUUCUUGACAGCUCAAAGGCAGGUUCUUCGCAAACUGAAUGUAUCAAGUGAGGUCUUACCUGAACUACAUGAUUCAUCUAGCAAUUGUAUUUUACUUCAUUGUUUGUAACUUUUUUUUAACAUGGAUAUCUAGCAGGGACAUAAGCUCCAGCUUUUUGUUGUGCAAAUAAUUUGUAUUUAUUCAAGACAUUGCACUAUACAUAUGUUUCCCAAACAUUAUUAUAAAAAUAUUAAUGAAAAACAUGCUGCCUAUAUUAAAAUACUAUGAAGGGUAUAAUUCUCUGAAUGUUAUCUGUUACAACAGUGUACAAAUGCUAUAACAAGUAGUUUAGUGGCAGCUUUGAAUCCUGGCAAUACCAAUGCCAGGUAAGUUCAAUUUACUGUAGACAGUCUUUGCAGGGAUUAUGUUAUAUUUUGAACAUAUCUUCCAAACUCUUUCACUGUUUCAGGAUACAGCAGACUUUAACAUGUACAUUUCAGGGGAUCUUGGUCAAUUCUAAGAGGAUAAGUGUUGAUUAAAGUUGCUUGUUUUGUAUUAGCUCAAGUAUUCACUUCAGUUGUUUUGCCGGCUCAAAACAGAAAACACCUCUGAAAACAAAGUGAAAGUGCACAUGUAGGUCAGAUACACUGAGGAAUCCUGAGAGACCUCAUAGUAGCCUACAGCUGGAAUGCAGACACAAAACAUAGGGAUCUACUGUAUUAUUCAGAAAAUCUGUUGGGUUUUUUUUUUUAGCGUAGAAAGUAUACCGUCCUUCAAAGGAUAUUUUCAUAACUAGUGAAUUUCUAGAGUCCUGCUAUUGUUGGGAGUAACCUGCCCUUGCUACAGCUCUGACAAUUACACUGGUCACAUUAGUGGCCAUGUAUGAAUUGGCCUGAUGUUGGUGGUUAGUCCUGGCAUCCUGAAACAGGGAUCAUAAACCUGAGGUUGAGCAUGAGUUAUGGGGUAGCAAUAGAGAAGCUUGCACUGCUGCUAUAGCAAUAGUCAGCAUUGCGUGACACAAGCAUUUACACAACUUCAAAAUGUAAAAUACAAUUAGACAAUAGUUCCUUCAUCUCCUUCACUCUAAAAAACAUUUCUUUUUAAUCCAUCUUCUGUCACCUAGUUAUGGUCUUUGAUCAGGCAGCAUGCCCAAUGACAGACUUCUAAAACUAUGUGGAGUUGCCUUGUCUCUCAAAAAUCCUGACAAACUAGACUGCUUGAUUUCCUGUUUCAGUAUCACACAGAUAAUUACAGCCAAAACAAAGAUUCAUUAAUUCAUCUGCUCCUUCUACACGAAUAAAUGUGUGCUACCUAGUAAACAUUAAUGAAACCAUAUCAAUGAAGCUCUAAGAAAUUUGUGGCGCUGUGCAACAAGAAAUCCUAAAAUACUUGGAAAGAUUUUGUAAAAGGGCUAAAAAGUAACAAAGUAUUAAACUUCUGCUUUGAACAACAACUGCCUUGCUCUGUUAGAGCAGCCCAAAUUUGCCUGCUGCAUCCAUGAAAGCUGUUCAUUCAGUGAAGGUCAAAGGUUUUGUUGUUGGUGAACCAGCUGAUGAUCUGUAAGCCCGUCGGGCUGUACUGCUGAGCAUAACAAACUGCUGUGCAUUGCUGACGUGCGUCACAGGACCCUGGGGUUUUGCACGGGGAUUAGUCAGGCUGUAUUUGGAAACGCCCUCAACUGCACCCUGUGCUGCUAUAUUAGUGUGUCUCAAGCAAGAGGAAUUUUCUUUUGCUUCUGCAGCUGCUCCUGCAAAACCCUCUGCCUGCAUGCAAGCCCUGCAUCUCUGGACUCUGCUUGCCACCUAUGCUGUUGCAGUAGGACAAAAUCAAGGACAGAAGAAUCAGGAGUGCCCUAAGCUCAACGCACAGAUGCCAGAAUUUCAGAAGAAGACUGUCCAUAUUAAGGACCCAGCAAGAGUAGAGGAGAUUAUUUGUGGCCUCAUCAAAGGUGGAGCUGCCAAACUUCAGAUUAUUACAGAUUUUGAUAUGACAUUAAGUAGAUUUUCCUACAAUGGAAAAAGAUGUCCAACUUGUCAUAACAUCAUUGAUAACUCUAAGAUAAUCACAGACGAGUGUCGGAAAAAGUUAUUGCAGCUGAAAGAAACUUACUAUGCCAUUGAAAUUGAUCCAGCUCUCACCAUUGAAGAGAAAUACCCAUAUAUGGUAGAAUGGUACCAUAAAUCUCACUCACUACUCAUUGAACAAGGAUUACAGAAGGACAAGUUUCCAGAAAUUGUAAGGGAAUCUGAUGUUAUGCUGAAAGAAGGGUAUGAGAACUUCUUUGAUAAGCUCAGUGAACAUAAUAUUCCUGUGUUCAUAUUUUCUGCUGGGAUUGGUGACAUUCUUGAGGAAGUAAUCCACCAGGCUGGGGUCUACCAUUCUAAUGUCAAAGUGGUUUCCAAUUUCAUGGAUUUUGAUGAAAAUGGAAUAUUAAAAGGAUUUAAAGGAGAAUUGAUUCAUGUUUACAACAAACAUGAUGGUGCCUUGAAGAACACAGAGUACUUCAAACAGCUAAAAGACAACAGCAAUAUCAUACUGCUGGGUGAUUCUCAAGGAGACUUGAGUAUGGCAGAUGGAGUAGCAAAUGUUGAGCACAUCCUUAAGAUUGGCUAUCUCAAUGAUAAAGUAGAUGAGCUUUUGGAAAAAUACAUGGACUCUUAUGAUAUUGUCUUGGUGAAAGAUGAAUCCCUGGAAGUUGCCAACUCCAUUCUACAGAAAAUCCUGUAAAUUGCAGUCUCAAGUCACUCCAUUCCUUCCAGGAGGCAACUGGACAGAAGAGCACACAUGUGCUAUCUUAGAUGUGUUUAUUAUUCAUUUACGGAACUGUUUGAUUUAAUUUAAAACUUUUAUCUUCAUUUUGGUAUUAUGGAAUAUAUAUCGUAUCAAUUAUCAACCACAAGCUCCUUUUACUGCUCUUACACUGUUCUUUAUUGUCUCACACUCCUGUUAUAACGAGAUCUAAAUUGGAUUUAUAGAUGUGAUAAACUGCUGCUGAUGGGAUACUGUGGUUCACUGUCCUUUUUAAUCAGGCAUUUCAAAACAGCAUUUAGAAAACGUGGCUAUUUUGUAAAAUUGAAGGUGUAAAUGCUCUGUAAAGAGAGUGUGCAUUUGUUGCCUUUUCAAAGGCAUUUCAUUCUCAGCUGUACUUUGAAGGAUCUUACUCACAUGCUACAUAAUUUCACACAGGUUUUUCAGACAUAUAUUUUUCAUCAGUAAAAAUGCUUUUAUUCACCCAAGUCAGGCAAAGUGUUUCUUCUUCAUUCUCUAUCUAUACUGUUUCUUUAUCCUCUGUGAAAUGGGAAGAAUGUUUUACUGUGUCUGAGAUAAAUUUUCUCAUCUUUGUAACAACAGAUUGUUUCACAAGCUGAUAGUCCACAGCCUGCCUGCAAGGAGCAGGGGCAUCCUGAACUAGACCAGGCUGCUCAGAGCCCCAUCCAACCUGACCUUGGAUGUUUCCAGGGAUGGGGCAACCUGUGCCAGUUUCAUCACCCUCACCACAAAAAAAUCUUCUGAAGGUUUUUCCCCUGUACUAAGCACCUUACAGCACCUCUCAGCAUUGUGUACAGAGUACAGCUUUAUACAGCCACAAUUUCAGAAGCUUGCUCAGAUAUGUUGCAGGAUGAGUUAAAGAUGAUGGUGUGACCCUGCUCCUGUGAGGUCUGGGCUGUACUAAAUCUAUUCAUUAAUAAAAGAGAGCAAAUCACGCAA